AUGAUAAACAACUAUGAAGAAUUGUCCUUUAAUGAGGCAAUAGAUCUACUGCGUCAAUGGAGAGAAGGAAAUGAAAGAAAGAGUGAGGACAUUAUGCAGUUAUGGCUCCAAGUGGUCGUUUCUGAUUUGGACAAGAUAGGAAAUGAAAAGUACCUGGUGUUGGAACAAGUCAUUUAUGCAGCACUGGACUGCCACAUGUUUGAGCUAGCUACGAUGUGUAUUUACCAGCUUGCUAUGGACUUCCCUGGUAGUUUACGAGUAAUGCGGUACAACGCUGCACUAUUGGAGGCUGAAGAAAAGUACGAUGAAGCUCUAGAAGUACUGGACCGUAUAAUUAAGUCAGACGAGACUAAUUCAGUUGCACGUAAGAGACGCGUGGCAAUACUGAAAGCGCAGGGCCUCAUCACCGAAGCUAUUAAAGAUCUUGUUGAUUACUUGAAAAAGUUCAUGUCAGAUGUAGAGGGAUGGCAGGAACUGUGCGAGCUGUACCUUCAAGUACAGGAGUACUCGCGUGCAGCCUUUUGCGCAGAGGAGCUGAUUUUACACCAACCUCAUAACCACCUCAUGCAUCAAAAACUUGCCGAUAUACGAUAUACAAUGGGUGGAAUGGAGAAUUUGGAAUUAGCAAAGACGUAUUACUGCCAAGCGUUAAAGUUGAACCCGGACAAUAUGAGAGCGCUCCUUGGAUUGUUUCUGGUGACGAGCAACCUACUAAGCCAGUACAAAUCGUGGGGAGCGGGCGGCAAACGCGCCGAGGCCAUGAAGCUGUGUGCGUGGGCGCAGUCUCGCGCACGUCGCCCCGCGCCCCGCGACAAGCGGCCCCCCGCGCCGCAGCUCGCCGACGCGCUGCAGGCGCUCGCCAUCACCGACUAG
This is a messenger RNA of Arctia plantaginis, 873 nucleotides long. The record is from the annotation of a GenBank genome assembly. Lineage: Eukaryota; Metazoa; Arthropoda; Insecta; Lepidoptera; Erebidae.